Molecule: messenger RNA, 1043 nt
Organism: Panicum virgatum (switchgrass)
Lineage: Eukaryota; Viridiplantae; Streptophyta; Magnoliopsida; Poales; Poaceae
Exons: 2
Coding region: 175-756 (193 amino acids)
Source: RefSeq, a predicted model, not a curated record
UGUCAAGUCGCAGCCCGCCCCCUCCCGUUACCCGAAAUUCCACCGCCGCCUUAAACCCCUCUCCCCCCGCCGCCCCCUCCGCCGCCGCAGUCCUCGGCGCUGAGCCUGCUCCGCCGCGCCGCGCCGCCCAGCGAGGAGGAGGGUCAGAAGAGCAGCCGCCGGGGAGGGUCCGGGAUGGUGCUGUGGGAGCUCACGGCGAUCACCGCCUACUUCCUCGGCCUCAGACGCACCUACCGCCUCGCGCUCCGCAUCCAGCGCCGCCUCAUCCCGCCCAACCGCCCCAGGAUCAGGAACUUCGUCUACAGGCGUACACGAGAUGUGUUCAAUGUUGCAGUGUCAGUGCACAAGAACAUUCAAGAGAGGGACAUAGAGGUUGGUCGGAACCUUGGAAACGCAAUCCUUCGCUGGCUCGAUCGCAUGAAGCCAUCAGCAGAGAUUCGCCCCCGUCUUCCAGACCCACCAAAUGGCAGCUCAGAGCAGUUCAAGCAUUUUUCAAGCACAAGCAGGAGCGCGGGAUCUCAGAAGACUGCAUCUAAAACUUCACCCCACGACUCAAGCGGAAAGAUGCUGUUCUCGUGCCUGAACAUUCGACCCAAAUCCUUCCCUAUCCUUCCCACAAUGACGCAGCCCAACAAAAUCAACGCGAGCAGCCAGUGCAGGCGCAUCUCCUACUCCCCGUUCCCAUCAGUCACCGCGAAGAGGAAGGGCCUGAUGGAGGGCGUCUUCCGCAGGGACAUUGCGCAGCUGAUGGUGUAAGGAUCUCUGCUUCUUCCUUUUUUUUUUCCUACUAGGCAACGGUCUAUACUGUGUUUUUUUUUGGAAUAUGAAGAUUAUUACUCGGACUACAGAAUGUGCCUCGUUAUAUAGUAAUGAAGGGCAUAGGGGAAAUUGUCGCAGCUCUGCCAAGUUAGGCCAUUAGAUCUCUAACCCAUGCUCAGAUUCUCAACUGCAUUUCCUGUUUGGUAACGGACGUGUGUACUCCAUUUAUCUGUGCUCGGAUUAUUAGACCUGAAAAAUCUGAUGCCUCUCAGUUUUACCCUGCU